Molecule: messenger RNA, 2430 nt
Organism: Oldenlandia corymbosa var. corymbosa
Lineage: Eukaryota; Viridiplantae; Streptophyta; Magnoliopsida; Gentianales; Rubiaceae
Source: the annotation of a GenBank genome assembly
GACUUCCUCUCUACGGUAAGCUCCUUUCUCUCUCAGUCGCUCUCUCUUUCCUCCGUUGGUGGUAUUUAUAGAGUACAAUCGUUUAGCGUUUCUGUUUGUGUUUUCGGUGGUCUGCGUGUUUGAUUUUUGGCUGUUUGGCUGGUGGUUUUUCCUUGCAGAAUUUUGGUAAAACUCCACCCCACUCUCUUCGUAUCAUUUGUUGACGCAAGUACGAUUUUCGUUGCGAAAUUCUUCUGAAGUUUGCCCUAGAAUUUUGUAUUUUCGGCGGCUGUUUCUUUUCCUGUUUGGUUUGUCGAUUUUUAGGCGUGAAUUGAAACUGGUGAAUUUGUGUUGUGCUUUGAUUGUUUUUUCUUUUUGUAGUUUGUAUGAGUGGUUUUGUCGCUUGGUUUUUCAGCAAAUUGGUUUUUACUGGUAGUGUUCUUGUUAUUUCAGUGAAAAUUCUUGGAGCGGCUGAAUUUUUUGGGCUCUGAUUUUGGGUUUUCAUGAGUGACGAGGUGUCGGUUUGUUGUGAUUUUGAUUUUUGUUUGGAUUUCUCUUUGCAAUUGUUAUGUUGGAUGAUUUAAUUUUCUGGAUCGUUUGUGACAAUUUUUAGGGUUCGUCCAUGUAAUUUUCCCCAUUCUGGUUGAGGUUUCUUUCUUCUCAACAUAUAUUUCUGAGAAAUUUAGGGCUGAAACUCUUUUCUGCACUUGAUUUUGAUUGCUUUUCUUUGGCGGGCAACUUGAAAUGACAACAUCAGUAUUUAAUUUUCUUUGUUCUGGUAAUUACAAAUUGAAAGUGCUUAGUUCCUCACAUAUCGAUGUGUGUGCAGAUAUCUGAACAAUGGGUCAAGCUCUUGGAUGCAUUCAAGUGGAUCAGGCUACUGUUGCUGUGACGGAGCAGUUCGGAAAGUUUAACCAGGUGCUUGAGCCUGGAUGUCACUGUGUACCAUGGUGUUUAGGCUACCAGGUGGCCGGCGCCCUAACUCUGCGCCUCAUGCAGCUUGAUGUUCGCUGUGAAACUAAAACCAAGGACAAUGUCUUCGUGACUGUGGUUGCAUCCAUUCAGUACCGUGCUUUGGCAGAUAAGGCUUCUGAUGCCUUCUACAAGCUCUCAAACACUAGGGAGCAGAUUCAAUCCUAUGUUUUUGAUGUCAUAAGGGCAAGCGUGCCAAAGUUGGAACUGGAUUCUGUCUUUGAGCAGAAGAAUGAUAUUGCCAAAGCUGUUGAGGAUGAACUUGAAAAGGCCAUGUCCACCUAUGGGUAUGAAAUUGUGCAGACCCUCAUUGUGGAUAUUGAACCAGAUGUUCAUGUGAAAAGAGCCAUGAAUGAGAUUAAUGCAGCUGCUAGAAUGAGGCUUGCCGCCAAUGAGAAGGCUGAAGCAGAUAAGAUACUGCAGAUCAAGAAAGCUGAGGGAGAAGCAGAGUCAAAGUAUCUGUCAGGGCUCGGGAUUGCUAGGCAGCGCCAAGCUAUCGUGGAUGGGUUGCGUGAUUCUGUGAUUGCCUUCUCAGAGAAUGUUCCUGGAACUACUGCUAAGGACGUGAUGGAUAUGGUCCUGGUGACUCAGUACUUUGACACGAUGAAGGAGAUUGGAGCCUCUUCCAAGUCAUCUUCAGUGUUCAUCCCACAUGGACCUGGUGCUGUGAAGGACAUUGCCACCCAGAUCAGAGACGGGCUUCUUCAGGGUCAAACCAUGCAGCGUUAGUCUGCCUUUUGGUCCGCCAAACCAAUCGUGAUGACAGAAAUUAGAAAAUCACUAGGACGUCUUGAAAGCUGGUUUAGUAAUGGUAUUUUGGAGACUGGUGUUAGUUGAGAUUCAUAUGGUUUUACUUUGACUUAUUAUUAGUAGUUUGCUGGUAGUUCAUCCUCCUUGGUAAAUAUGUUCUUGUUUCUGAUCACUGCGGAAGUUAUCUAGUUUGAAAUUACUGUGGAAGUAAUCUAGUUUGAAAACCCUGUUAGCAGCAUUAGUAGGCUGUCUUAAGGAUUUUUUUUAAACUUCAAUUGCCUUUGUGAAAUUGUUUCUUCUUAGUUUGAAAGUGGCGUGUCCAAAAAUUUCUUCUUAAUUUGCGCGCUGUGAAUAGUCUAACACGCAGAAACAAUUGCUGAUAUCUGAAACCUUUCCCAAGUAAAACUAGAGCUUCAUGUCCACUUCUUGCUUUUGUGAUUUUUUUCGAAAAUAUCUCUUACCAGAAGUCAAAUUCAUCAGUCGUUAUAAUGAUCCAAGUUUUUCCUUUUGGAAGGGUGGAAAAAAUAAUUGAAUAUAGGCAUGCUGAUUGCCCAAAGUUGUUUUGAGAGUGACAUUCUGAUGGUCCUUCAAAGAAAAUGUAUAGCAAGAUAAUGUACUCUAUAAAAUUCCAAUUGGAUAAUGCUAAUAGACUUUUAGUAGAUUUAACUGCAGUUUGUGAUCCCAGUCUCUCCAGUGUGUAUACCUUUAAAUGCAUUUUUUUAAAAUGGG